This is a messenger RNA of Corticium candelabrum, 2783 nucleotides long. RefSeq names its product mis18-binding protein 1-like. Bases 33 to 2783 code for a protein of 916 amino acids. The record is from RefSeq and is a predicted model, not a curated record. Gene Ontology annotation, cellular component: chromosome, centromeric region. Lineage: Eukaryota; Metazoa; Porifera; Homoscleromorpha; Homosclerophorida; Plakinidae. The transcript is spliced from 10 exons.
GCGCGAAUUGAGCUUGCGCGCUUUCUCCAAAAAUGGAUAGGCAGUUUUUUCACGCUUUGUGUAAGAUCAAAGAUCCGUCGUUUUUACGGUCUCCUCGCCCCUCUAUACUUUCUUCAUUUUCGUCUGUCCAACAUCAUCCAGAGAACCGACUAGGAAGCCCGCAAAAGCUUCCAAUCACUCCAGAAACGCAACCAUUGGUAUCACCUUCUCCUCUCAGAGCCAGUUUAGCUUCUUCGGGCAACAAAGAUGUGGCAGUAGACGCAUGCGUAUCCAGAGAGACAGCAAAUUGUGGGCAGUCGGUUGGUGCAGUUCCAGCGUUUCCUGUAAAUGAUCUACCGCUGUUGCCGAUUUCUCUUGUCGAGUUCGUGAGAACGGAACUGAUGAGACAGGAGGAGAGCAAUGCGAAGAGUGUUGCAAUUGUAGGUCAAGAGUCUGCUGACACUAGACCGUCGGUUGUAGUACCGGACGAUUUAGUACUGCUGCACGCGGCUGAAAAUGAGUCUUGCGACGGUCGAAAUGAGGAGUCAAUGUCAUGGUCUAGAAGUGUAGAGCCUGUUGUUGAUGGGGGAGAGAAAGCUGUGUGUUGGAAUAGACCUGCUGAAGUUGAGGAGGUGCAUUUUAGUCCAACUAAAGUCAAGCAGUUGUGGGAUAGUUCUGCUGAUGUCAAGAAGGCUGUUGUGCUGCGUGAUUGGACGGUCGUCUUUGCAAGGAAGACUGGAUCAGUGUAUGUACAAGGGAUCAGAGAUACCAUUGGUGACUUCUGGAGAAGCACAUCGAUCGUUGAUUGUAUUGAUAGAAGACAGGUUAAAACGAAACGCGGUUCACUGUAUGUCUUAAAAGGCCCAGUUGAUCAGUCAGAGAUGCUUGAGCAAGGGUUUUCUACUGCUUCAAUAUCUGCCUUUCGUCAUGGCUUUCCACGGAACUGGAAAAAGCUCAUACGAGAACAUGCGAAGCAGCUGAAAUCUAAACAUGGAGAGAACACAAAAGGCAAAUCUCAACCUGUCUGUGAUGCAGUGACACCGAAAUCUAGUCGGCCACAUGACGUUUACGAGCCAAAGAAGCACAGGAAACAUGCUAUAUCCAGACUGCCAGGGAAACAGGCUUCAACUAUUGAUGACAGUGGAGAGAGUACACAAACGAGAACGGCGAGUGGCCGUUGUGUCAGGCCCGUCAUGAAUUUCUGGUGUAAUGAACGUUGUGUUUUGGACAACAAGGGAAGGACGUUGGUAUACAACGGGUCUCCCAAUUUUUUGGAUUUUAAUAAUUUUAAGUCACCCAAGAACAUCAAAGUUGCAACAUCUGUUCUUUCCAGAUUACACCAGUAUUCUUCACAAAGUCAACAGUCUGACAGUACGAGUGAGGAGGAAGCAAACACGAAUGUAAAGCCUGUUGUAGCUGUUAGUCUUAUGCCCAUAAGCACUCUCUCAACUGCAUCAUCGUCAACACCAACACAAGUUGCAUGCAAGCCUGAUGGACUGGUGUCCAUAGAACGUGGACUGCCUAGAUAUCAAACGAGAUCAGGUUGUACAUUCAAAGGAGAUAACAGGAAACUAAAUGUUGAAGAAAACAAAGGAAUCCAUGUUAAGAAUGUUAAGCAGCCAAAAGGAAGAAAAAGGAAAGAGCAAGAUUGCCAGAAUGAGAAAGACAGUGAUACAACAAGGAAAAGCCCAAAGAAAAGCCAGACGUUGACAGACAGCCUGAAAGAGGAACAACAAUGUGAUAGAUCAAGUGACAUAAAGCAUACAUCAAGUAAUGAAGCUGUAGUAGAGACCACACGGAUGUCGAUCAAAUGUCUUUCUGUUGAUGCUAAUGAUGAUAACACAAAGGAAAAGGCAGCUGAGAAAGUUGGUAGAGCCAAGUGUGGGAGGAAGCAUGUUCAGUUUUCAUUCGAUGUGGUCAAGGACAAAGCACAAGAAAAACAGGUAACUAGACCAUUGAGUCAACAGGAUGACGAUGAUUCGAGUGAUGAUGAAUGGAGUGACACAGAAAUACAACGAUUAAACAGGGCUGUGUUCAGACUUCCACCUGGAACAGCUCAGUUUUGGUCAAAAGUUUCCAAGUAUGUCGAAAGUCGUACUGAACACGAAUGCCAACAGAAGUAUCAUGGUGCAAACUCCAGAAGACGAAUGGUAAAACAAAGGAAGUCGAAAUCAACUCAUGAAGAAGAUACCAAGCAGUUGGCAAAGGCGGCCUCUACUGGUCAGGUGAUCAAGUUAGCUGGUGUAGGAACUUUGAAGCGAAGAAGGCAGUUGCAAGCGUUGUUAGAGCAGGAAAAGGAAACCCAGUCAGAAUUGGACUUGUUUGAUAACACACCAUUCAGGAACAGGAUGAAGAGGAGACAGAACACUAGUACAGAUAUUAGAGAUGAGUGCACAGAAGAUGAGGAAGGUAAUUCAUCUCUUCUCCACACACCUUUCCACAUUCCUGGAGCUCCCAAUUCUGCUACACCGUGUGAUACCAGUUUUGUAGUUGACAGUCCACCACACCUUCCGGGAGAAGAGGAUCGCUUGGAUGCUUACGUUCACAAAGCCAUUCAGAGAAGGAAGAGAGGACAAUCAAAAAAAUAUUGCCAGAAAGCGUCUGUCUAUCAAUCAACGGGUGAUAUGAGAUCACAUGUUGCUAGUGGAGCUGCAGCUCAACGACUAGCUAAGGUCUUAGCUGGGAAGGCAUCUGAUUUUGGAUCCAUUAGUUUGCAUACUAGCAGCAAUGAUGAGCCAGAUGAUGAUGAUUUUGGUGAUGACGAUGAAGCAGAGGAUGAAGAGUACUACUGGGGAAUGACAUGA